Drosophila innubila is the source of this 1635-nucleotide messenger RNA. Its product is annotated as lipoprotein lipase. Gene Ontology annotation, biological process: lipid metabolic process. The transcript is spliced from 2 exons. Gene Ontology annotation, molecular function: lipase activity. Lineage: Eukaryota; Metazoa; Arthropoda; Insecta; Diptera; Drosophilidae. The record is from RefSeq and is a predicted model, not a curated record. Bases 1 to 1521 code for a protein of 506 amino acids.
AUGGGCAGACCUAAUCAAAAAGUGUAUGAAGAAGACAAGAACUAUUCGUAUACUGAUUACAGUGCCCAGCUGGGCGAUGCAGCCAACAAUCAAUUGGGGGAGUACAUAAAUGAGGAGACGAAGGUGAGGAUGCUGCUGGAAAAUGCAAUGCAAAGGACCUCGCCCGCAGUGCAAGUAAAAGUGACAAAUGAAGUGGAAAGUGCCAUGAUGACGAUGCCAAAGAUGAUGAUGAUAAUGAUGAUGAUGAGUGGGGCAAAGAAGCAACCAAGGCGCCAGUCUAAUGGAAAUGGGCAUGAAAAUGACAUGACUGACACACAGAAUGUAAUGCCAUCAAUCCAAAAGGACAGCAGCAGCUUAAUGAGCCCCAACACGCUGCCAAUAUCGAAAGGGCAUAACGUUGCCAACAUCACUGACAGUGGCAUCGAUGGCCAAAUGGUCAACGAUGAGCAACUAUUGCGACUGCAGAACUACAAUUUACUCUACAAUGCCGAAAGGCAGACGUAUUUUCAACUGCACACCAGCAAUAAACCGUGGCAUGACAAUCGAACAAAUCGACCAAACAAUCCAACCAGUCCAACAACUGGUAAUCGGCUGCUGCAUCAGGUCGUCGGCAACACAUUGAGUGCUGCCUUUGGUUUGAAUACGAAUACGAAUACGAAUACGAAUAAUGGCCAGGAUACUAUGGGUAUGGCCACGCAAACUGUUCAACUCUAUGAUGCCGCCUCCUUGCGUCAGUCACGCUAUAACCCCUUCAAUCCCACGCGCAUCAUCAUACAUGGCUGGCUGGGCAAUGCACAUGCCAAUGUGUACAGUUACCUGGUGCCCGCUUAUAUGAGACUGGGCGAGGGUAGAUACAACAUCUUUACCGUGGACUGGGGACGUGGUGCCAUUGCGGACUAUAUAACAGCCAGUUACCGGGUGAAGCCAGUGGGUCAGGUGCUGGCCAAGUUCUUGGACUUUUUGCACGAGGAGGCGGGCAUGCGGUAUGAAGACCUACAGCUAAUUGGCUUCAGCAUGGGCGCCCAUGUGGCCGGUCUGGCCGCCAAGCACGUGCAGACGGGACGGGUGCGUGUUAUACGCGCCUUGGAUCCCGCACUACCGUUUUUCCGUUACGCACAGGAAAAGGAGCGUUUAACAAAACAGGAUGCCGACUAUGUGGAGGUACUGCAUACAAGUGUCGGCAGCUAUGGCUUCGAUCGUCCAUUGGGCCACGUAGAUUUCUAUGCCAACUGGGGCAGCCAGCAGCCUGGUUGCUUUUGGCAUGAGUGCAGCCAUUGGCGGGCCUUUGCUCUCUUCACGGAGAGCCUCCAGCCGAGAAGUGUCUUUGAGGCCAAAGGUUGUCAGACCACAGAAUGGCAACAAUUGACCCGCCACAAGCAAUGCCCGCAGCAAACUGGCAUCCUUCUCAGCAUGGGCGGCGAUUUGGGUGAAUUAUCAAUGGAGCAAUUGGCACAACGUGAAGGUGUUUAUUAUUUUGAGACCAAUGCGAAACCGCCGUACAGUAUUAAAGACCCUUUAUAGAGUUUCCGUCUGUGUCGCAGAAAAUGUGUUAACAGCAUUGAAAAUGAAUAUGGCGAAAAAUGGCAGGAAUAAUAAAAAGGCAACAGCAACAACUAAAAAAGCGUAAUGAGCAAA